CAUACUAACGUACGCAUUAAUACCCGGCCGAAAGACGAUCACUCUCACAAGCAAAACAAUAUUUUUCCCAGCGAUACGUUUUCAAUCUCCUCUCUACUUUCUUUUUUGUUUUUCUUUAAUAUAUUUUUGCUUAAACACUCACGUGAAAAUCUUCAUCCUUUUUUGAAAAAAAAAUCCCUAACUCUAACAAUGCCGGCGAAUCACCACCGGUUUAGCAACCGGAUAGUCUUACUCUUCCUCCUAACACUCGAAACAGCGCGGCGUCCAGCUUCCGGCGACUCAAACGACGCGGCGUGUCUCGCGAAUCUCCACCAAACCCUAGAAGACCCCGCGAACAAUCUCCACAACUGGACCAAACCCUUCUUCUCCAACCCCUGCCCCGCCGUCUCCGACUCCCACCUCCGCGGCGUCACCUGCAACAACGGCAGAGUCUACAAACUCUCCCUAACAAACCUCUCCCUCCGCGGCUCCAUCUCCCCUCUCAUCUCCAGCUGCACCAACCUCCAGUCCCUCGAUCUCUCCUCCAACCAGAUCUCCGGCGAGAUCCCGCCGGAGAUCCAGUCCCUAUCCAACCUCGCCGUUCUCAACCUCUCCUCCAACCGUCUCUCCGGCGAGAUCUCGCCUCAGCUCGCGCGGUGCUCUUUCCUCAACGUCAUCGAUCUCCACGGUAACGGACUCUCCGGCGCGAUCCCGCAGCAGCUCGGGACUCUCGCGAGGCUAUCGGCGUUCGACGUGUCGAAUAACAGGUUGUCCGGUCAGAUUCCGGCGAAUCUGGGGAUGAUGCGUAGUGACGGAAACUCGGCGAGGUUCAAUUCGAGCUCGUUCGCGGGGAAUAAGAAGCUGUAUGGGUAUCCGUUGGAGGAGAGGGAGAGGAGCAAGGGGUUGUCGGUGAUGGCGAUCGUUGGGAUUGGGCUUGGGAGUGGAGUCGCGAGUUUGGUGAUUAGCUUCACGGGAGUGUGUAUAUGGUUGAAGGUCACGGAGAAGAAGAUGGAGGAGGAAGAAGGAAAGAUUAGUCACUCCAUGCCUGUUUACUAAUCCAAUGUUAUUAUUAACAAACAAAACUAAAGAUACAAAAUAGGGAAUUCAUAAAUGCGAAUUUACUCUUGAUAAUUGCUCUAAUCUUUGUUUAGAUGUAUUUAUUUCUGUUCAUCUUUUGGAUUUUCUCUUUGUUUUAGUUAACUUAUCCUAAAAUAAAUGUGAUUUGUAAUUGGGUAUAUAUUAACAAGAAAAGGCAAGACUGGUUUGUGGAAUACUACGCU
This is a messenger RNA of Raphanus sativus (radish), 1259 nucleotides long. RefSeq names its product receptor-like protein 57. Gene Ontology annotation, molecular function: protein binding. The record is from RefSeq and is a predicted model, not a curated record. Bases 190 to 1035 code for a protein of 281 amino acids. The transcript has a single exon. Lineage: Eukaryota; Viridiplantae; Streptophyta; Magnoliopsida; Brassicales; Brassicaceae.